AUGAGCAAAAAAAAAGGCCUGUCCGCGGAGGAAAAAGUCGAAAAGAUCGCGCGAUGGUUCGACGCCCACGCCGAGCCCUACACCCUGAAAGAACUGCAGUCCUUAAUCCCCAAGGCCACCGGCGUGAUCUACCAAAGCAUCGACGAGUGCGUCGAGGUCCUUGUCUCCGAGGAUCGUCUUCAACAGGAAAAAAUCGGCGUCCAAACGUUUUUGUGGAAAUUUCCCUUGACGGCGGCUCAAAAACAACGCGCCCUCGCCCCUGACGAGUUGAAAGGCAAAGGGGGGAACAAUAGGGCCGCCCGGCUCGCCCUGUUGGAUGUGGCCUCUCUCAAAGAGCGGCGAAACGCCCUUGAGGGAACUUUGAAUACCUUAAACGCGGCAAUUCAGCUCCGCCAGGGCGAGAUCGGCUCGCUGGCGGAGUCGACGUCGGAUUUACAAAAACUUCAGACCCUCGCGCGGCGGCGGGCGGAGCUUCAGGCGGAACUUCAGCCCCUCGCGGCCUUCGAUCCGGAGUUUUUGGACAAAAUCAAACGCGCCACCGCCCUCGCGAUGGACGCGGCGAAUCGAUGGACCGAAAAUUUAUAUCUUUUGGAGGAUUUCAUCUGCCAUCGCAUGGGACGGAUCUCGAAGGAACUUCGCGCGUCGUUAGGUAUCCCCGGCACGCUCGAUUAUGUCGACGAUGGGGAUCUUUCCUGCGGGGAAUCCUCUUCAAACGAGGCGACGAAGCUCAAAGCUUCUUUACCGUUGUUAUUAUGUUCCGCCUCCACCUUAUCGCGGACGGAAGUAGGCGAGAAAUCGAACUUGACAUCCACCAUGGAGGGUGCAAAUGGGCCUGAUGAUUGUGGCGGGGGGGAAGAAAUAUCCAAAAUGGUCAAAAGCGCGAAAAACAACAAUGGCCCUCUAUUAAAAUGUUGUUCGGAGGUGCGUGAAACGACGUUAACGACAUCUGGGAUAACAAACACAGAUAAUACAAUUCACAAGAUCAAUAAUCACAAAAAGGAAGAAGACGUCAUAGCGGUGGAUUCAAGCACGCCAAGUCAUGAUGAAGACAAUGGGAAGAACGUUGAAACGGAACAAAAUUCAACCGAUAGCUCGUCUGCAGGUGAUGUGAACCCCUCCCCUUUGAAAACCAAUGUGGCGAAAAAAGAACCCAAUCAUUCUAAAAAAAAGUUGGGAGGAGGAAACCCCCUUCCUAAAGGGAAAGCUAAAAUCACACUGCAUAGUUCACCUCCGGUAAAGUGUACCCCAGUAAACACAAAAGGAAAUGGAAAAGAAAACAAAAGCAGAUCCCUCCAAGGGGGAAAAGAUAAGAAGGGCGUCAAACCCUCUUUGAAAGUCAAUCUGGGCAAACGCGCAAACACUAAUGGCGCCUCUGAGGAAAUUAGCCGAAAAAAAAUGCCACGUGUUUGA
This is a messenger RNA of Phytomonas sp. Hart1, 1410 nucleotides long. The record is from the annotation of a GenBank genome assembly. NCBI's taxonomy places the organism in Eukaryota, Euglenozoa, Kinetoplastea, Trypanosomatida, Trypanosomatidae.